Molecule: messenger RNA, 2706 nt
Organism: Zygotorulaspora mrakii
Lineage: Eukaryota; Fungi; Ascomycota; Saccharomycetes; Saccharomycetales; Saccharomycetaceae
Gene: SPO75
Product: Spo75p
Exons: 1
Coding region: 1-2706 (901 amino acids)
Cellular component (GO): plasma membrane
Molecular function (GO): calcium-activated cation channel activity
Source: RefSeq, a predicted model, not a curated record
AUGCCGGAUGUUCAGCGUGAAAGCUCAUUUAUCACCAAUUAUUUAUCGGAUUACAUUUUCACUUAUUUUGACAUUGACAAUAAUACAGCUUUAUUGAUUUUAAGAUUCGACGAGCCAUCAAAUGUCGAUUCAAAUCUCAGUAAUUUGACUUCCUCAAUAUUUUCAAAAUUCCUAAAUACUACAAGAACCGGUUCUGCUCAUAAGCAUUCCGGUAUUUCGGUUCAGACAUUUCUUUCUACCAUACUUGUGUCAACAGCGUAUUUUGGGUGCCAAGUAUUAUUGUUUUCUUCUUUGAGACUAAAAUUCACCAAUGUGUACCAGGCUAGAUCUAGGUCAGACACAAUGGGCACUCGCCAUUUAGCAGAGAGCCGUAAGCAGGAAGGUCAACGAAAUAGGAGAAUGCUGUGGAAAUUCUUUAAAACUGGUUUCGGGUGGAUAUAUCCUGUUUUGGUAAGACCAACAGAAGACUAUUAUGAAAGAGUCGGUCUAGACGCCUAUUUCUUUUUGAGAUUCGUACGUGUCCUCUCCAUCCUUUUCCUGCUACUCUCUAUCAUUCAUAUUCCUAUACUUAUACCGAUUCAUUACUUUUCUAACCAUUUCGAAAAUGUUAAUGAGGUCAGUGGUACAUUAAGAUGGCUAGACAGAAUCAAUAUAUCCACCGUUGUACGAAGCAAAUCCAAAAAAUUGAUUUUCCAUUUAAUUUUAAGUCUUUCCGUGGUUGCAUGGUAUCAUCUUAUGCUGAUUUCUGAGUUAAAGCAUGUUCGUGCAAUCUCAGUUGGUUCUAAGAAAGCAAAAACUCAGACUUUGAUCUAUCUUGAAAAUAUUCCUGAAGGACUCAGGGGUGACAAAAGCAAGAUUGUGGAGUAUUUUAAUCUCCUAUUUCCAGAAACGGCUAUAGAGGCCCGAUUUCUUCCUAAACACUGUAAAGAACUUAAAAAGCAGUACAAUGUCUUGAAGAAAAUCCAGCGGAAGAUGGAAAUAGUCGCUGUUCAAAUAGUUUUGGAUAAGUUCUUCACAAAGUUGAGUAAAAAAGUGACGCAAAACAAUGGAACAGAAUUAUCGUGGAAGACAAAGAUUCAUGUCACAAUAAGGGCUACUUUUUUCCACUUGAAAACUUGUCAACGUUAUUUCAAAUUUAAAACAAAAUUGAAAUGGAAGUCACAAAAAUGUGUUGGAAACCGCCUAUUACCUUUCGUUAAGAUACAAUUAGAUUCUUUCACAAGAGAGCGCUAUGAAUGCUUUGGAAUGACCGCUAAACAGUAUAGGAUGAAAUCAAAAAUUUGGAGAACAAAAUGCACAACAAUCAAGAAAUGGAGUAACUUAGAUUACUUCUUUGCGCAUAAAAAUCCGAAAACGCAGGUCUAUUAUGAUAAAGCAUUUAUACGAUUCAAAUCUGCAAAUAUAGCACAAGCAGUAGGACAGCUGUUGCUAUACAGUAACACUCAUCAUUUUGAUAAUGUAUUGAUCGUUCCUGAUGUGAGUGAUAUAAUAUGGCGAAAUAUGGUCAUAUCUAAUAGCGUGAUUAAGUUUCUAAGAGCUGCACUGGCUAAUAUCUUGAGCGUCUUUAUCAUUGUCGGUUACAUCAUCCCAGUUGCAUUUGUAGCAUUAAUGUCGCAAAUACCAUAUUUUACUUCUCUGGUCCCACUUUUAUCUAAAAUGACCACUGAAUCUAAACUACUAAAUGAUGUAAUGGCUGGUAUUAUACCAGUUAUCACUUUAGUAUGGUUGACAGAAUUUGCACCGUACAUUUUUAGAUGUUUUAGUUAUCUUCGGUGUAAACGUACUGGAGCUGAAAUCGAGAUUGAUACUCAGAGGUGGUUCUUCGCUUUUCUUUUCGUACACGUAUUUCUGGUAGUAACAAUUUCAUCAGGUGUAUCGUUUCUGAUAGAAAGGAUUGUUAACAACCCCGUUACUAUACCCACCCUGCUAGCCCAUGAUUUACCAAAAAGCUCCAAUUUUUUCUGUUCAUUCAUAGUUAUGAGAUGUCUGGCAUAUGCCGGUGGUAACUUUUUACAAUUGAAAGAAUUGCUAUUUGAAAUUUUCUAUUAUAGACUUACCACCUAUAGCCCCCGCACAAGGAUAUAUCGAAUGAAAUAUAUACCUUCUUUUCAAUGGGGAUCGAUAUAUCCGAUAUUUUCCGUAUUAGGCAGUAUUGGUAUCAUUUACAGUAUCAUUUCGCCGAUUAUACUACCUCUGUGUUGUAUUGGGUUCUACUUGGUAUUCUUCUCUUUCAAAUAUAUAUGUGAGUUCCAAUACAAUGGAUCCAAUAUAUCUGAAACGUAUGGAAGAUUGUAUCCGCAUGCCUUAAUGCAACUAUAUUCUGGGAUUUAUUUCAUGGAAUUUUGCAUGAUAGGACUUUUCGCCUUGUCCAGCAGCCUUAUGCUAUGUUCCUGUAUGGUGAUAGGGCUCCUAAUGACAAUCGUUGCACACUACAAAUUCUCAGAAUCCUACCUGAAAAAACUGCAUAAAUUUUCCAUUUUGGAUUAUUGGAAGGACUUACUGAGCGAGUCAGAAUACCAUAAUGACUGUGAAAUAAGUAUCCCAUUUGCCGAUGGCAAGCUCGAUACUGUGAUAAACCUUCCGCAAGAUAACGAAGAAAUUGCCAAGAAGGAGCAUAGCUACAUUGAGCAGAAUUAUGGUGUCGAAUGCUGUCUUGAUAAAUUCUCGCUAACCGACUCAGGUGAAAUGACUUGCAAUUACUUGUAG